UCUCCAUCAGUACACCCUUCAUAGCACGGUCAGGCGGUUUGGUUAGCAACUCUCCUCAUUUUCACGACCCAGAUCAAAGGCCUUCACACAAAAAUACGGAAAAUCUAAAGGCGUCUCACGCUGACCUCUGAUAUCCAGCUACAGGCUCCAGUGGGACGAUAAAAAAUGGCUUUUCUCAUCAAGAGUAUGGUGGGGAACCCUCUGAAGGGCAUGGGCCUUGGGGGAGGAGAGGAGAAGGCCGAAGCGGAGACCCCAAAAGACCCCGCAGCAGCUGCAGGAAUGACUAGAGAAGAAUAUGAGGAGUACCAGAAACAGCUGGUGGAGGAGAAGAUGGAGAGAGAUGCAGACUUCCUGCACAAGAAAGCAGAGCGGGCGACCCUCAGGGUGUGCCUCAGAGAGAAGUACAGGCUGCCAAAGAGUGAGCAGGAUGAGAAUAUGAUUCAGAUGGCUGGGGAUGAUGUGGAUGUGCCUGAGGAGCUGCUGAAAAUGGUGGACGAGGACGCUACAGAAGAAGAGGAAAAAGACUCCAUUAUGGGCCAGAUUCAGAACCUGCAGAACAUGGACAUGGACCAGAUCAAAGAGAAGGCCUCUGCCACGCUUACCGAGAUGAAGAGCAAGGCGGAGGAGAAAUGCUCUGUCAUGUAACGGUGUGGGUAAACCAAAUGCCCCAGAUAGUUCUAUUCAGUGAUAUACAACAGAUAGUUCCAAUCUGAGUGGCUAAAAAAAGGGUUCUAGCCGUGUUGUUAGAUCUGAUAACGGCAUGUUUUAUUCGCUCUACCCAUAUAAUUACAGUGACCACCAGCUGCUAAUGCAACAACAGUGGUCACAUUACUCUUUACUAAGUCUGUGGUGGGACUACUUUUUUUGUGGAAGAAAUUGCCAAUAUCAAAACAACGAUUUCAAACACUGUUCAGGGCUUCUUUAGUUAGUUUUCUUUAUAUUGCAAAACUGCUUUAUAAAAGCAUUAUAGCAUGUCUUGUGUCAUUGCGAAGAACAUCACAGCUGAGCUGAUUAGCUGUGGCCAAGUAACAGCCACAAUGUUAUUCAUUAGAACACACUGUCUUGUGUUCUAUUACCGGGACUACUUUUUGGCGGAAUAGUUUGCCAAUGUUGAAAACAUACUAUUCUGAAUAAGACACGCCCUCUUGUGGUAAUUGCUAUUUACAGUCAUAUGCAAAAGUUAAGUGAAAAUAAAUAUAUCUUUUCAUGAGGACACACUUCAGCACAUUUUAAUG
This is a messenger RNA of Pygocentrus nattereri (red-bellied piranha), 1235 nucleotides long. RefSeq names its product complexin 4a (gene cplx4a). Lineage: Eukaryota; Metazoa; Chordata; Actinopteri; Characiformes; Serrasalmidae. Gene Ontology annotation, molecular function: syntaxin binding. The record is from RefSeq and is a predicted model, not a curated record. The transcript is spliced from 3 exons. Bases 166 to 645 code for a protein of 159 amino acids. Gene Ontology annotation, cellular component: SNARE complex; terminal bouton. Gene Ontology annotation, biological process: regulation of neurotransmitter secretion; neurotransmitter transport; synaptic vesicle exocytosis.